UUGAGUCUAUUCUUUAUAUCCUGAUAUCUCAAAUGGGAUAGGAACACUGUAUCCGAUUAAAAACUAUUGUGUACCUAAAGGCAGUAACCAUUAAGAUAAGUCUAGUGGUUCUGUUCGUAUUUGGCGUCAUGCACUGUUCUACUGUAGAGCUUCAAAAAUGUAUUCCCCUUGAAAAACAGUAAAAAUAUUUGUUGUUUGUCUUUAUUUUUAAAGAUUGGUGCUCUCAAUUUGAGAAGUACUGAGUGAUAAACUAACAGAUUUAUAGCUAGCUCAAAGUCAAAUCAGUUUUAUUGUUUUUUUUUUUAAUCGUGAUUUCUUCCGUGCACUUGAGUUGUUUUACUCUUACAUCUUUCGCAUUGUAUUAACAAAUAUAGAAAAUUCUGCACAGACCAAGUUUGAUUACCUGGUUUAAGAAACAUUUCUGGUAAUAUAAAAAUUCAGUGGACAGCUGACACGGCACACCAUCGAACAAAUGUAUCUUUUCCCGCUGACCUUUUGCGUGAACUCUGCACUUUAUCCUCAGACAUGAAGGUUAACAUGGCUGAAACACACAGUUUGACAGCAGCGCAGGGCAGGAAGAAAUGGAAUUUACCACAGAGAGGUGGGGCUGAGCCUAGAAAAGCAAGUACUGACCCUCCUGACAGAGACACUGAGAGAAAACUGGAUUUUGUUGCUCUAUGCAAAUGCUUGUGUGUGCAGGCAGUUCCUUUCAGAGGUCAUAUCCCAGGAGGAAUGCAGCCGGGAAAAAGGAUCAUAGUGAUUGGUACUGUGAAUCCCCAUCCUGACAGGUUCUACAUUGCCCUGACAUGUGGUUGUGGCACAUCCAGGGAGCCUCCACCUGAUGUGGCUCUGGAGAUGUGUGUUCGAUUCAAGGACAGACAAGUGCUACGAAGAGCCUGCAUGUCUGGAUCCUGGGGAGAUGUUGACAAAGCUGUUCCUUUUUUUCCCUUCAUCAGAGACCAGCCCUUCAAGAUUGAGAUUCGGUGUGAACAAAGCAGAUUUCGUGUGUUUGUGGAUGGCCAGCAGCUUUUAUAUUUUCACCAUAGAUUGACAUCACUCAAAGACAUUGAUACCUUAUGGAUCAAAGGUAGCAUCAUUAUCACCAAACUGGGUUAAGCAGUGUCCCUUCUCAGCAGUGCUCACCAGCCCCUUUGGAGGUCUCGAAUUUCAAUUUUAUCUGCACUGUGUGUCAGGAAUUCCCCUGUAUUCACUCCAGGCAUUGUGGUACCAGAUGAUGCUGGUACAACAAAACAAGAUUUACAAAUGUCCAUAUUUGUGAUUGAUUACUAGUUUCUGAUGUUCAGAAAUGCAUUGUGCAUUCUACAAACAAAUAUUAGUUUAAAUGAAAGUUAAUACUUUAAUAAAUUCAGAUUUCACAUGAAUGGACUGUAGAGUUAUGGGUCUCUUUUCGUCAACAUCACAUCUGGUUCAGUGUAUCAGUGUAUGUAUUAACAGUCUGUAACUGGAGGCUUUAUUAUAUAAAUACCUGUUUAUGUUAGCUGGAAUUAUGUUUGCUACAAAAAUACUUUUGGUUUUGUUAAAUUUUUGUAUUUCUGGUAAUUAAUGCAUUUAUCAAUUACUUAUAACUUAAGCACUUUUGAAAAUCUUCUGUUUGUAGAUUAUUAGAUUACAACAUAUAUUUCUUGUUAUUGCCAUUCAUUAAAUAGUUUAAUGCACAGCACAACUAGCCUUCUAAAUGUAAUUUUUUCUGAUGUAUGUUCAGUUCUAUUCUUAGCAUGAAGUUUUCAAUAACAGGAAACCUGUAGGGGUAGGUGUUCCACAACAUUUGUGAUAACUACCUCAGUCCACUAGUAGGAUUUCAUGCUACCAACCAUAACUUAAAAAAAUCAUUUGUCUUUUGAAGAUCAUGUUUAAUGUCAGAGCUUACUUGGGGACCAUCCAAUUACAAGUGGAUCAUUUUGUUUUUUAAAAUAAAAUGAAUGAAGGCUCUUUCUUUUCUUUGCAUUAGUAAAAAAAUAAUAAUAAUAAAAAAAUACAUUUCCAUUUCACUAAUAAUGAAUGAAUAAAAAUGUAGUUUUCAGAUAUCUUAUGGGCUUUGGUAAUAGUUUUGGAUAAUAUUUCAGACUUAUUUCCAGUUACUUUAUACAGUAAAAAAGUUAUCUUAAAGUUAACUGUAAGAUAGUAACAGUUAAUGACUGGCUUUUAUUGUUCUUUUAUUUUUUAUUGUUAUCUUUAUUUUAUUUUAUUUUUUUUUAGCUUAUAAUAGAAUCAGGUGCAUUGUGUGUGUCCGCAUUUUAGGGCUGUUGUCAAUUUUGCUUUAUUGACGCCAGUGUGAAGAAGUGUAUGCCUUACCUGUAGCACAGCAGUUUCACCGUAAGGUGGCUGCAGAGGAUAUUGGUAUACAUUAGGCAACAGUACAGUUGAUAAAUCCUCCUGAGAAGCAGCCUAAUGUACUAAAUAAAGGACAUCCUGGGCUCUCAUUUUACAUGAACAAAUUGGAGUCUAUUAGAUAGAUAUGAUACAAACCACUGCAGCGCAGUACCUGUAAUACCUACAGCAUGUGCUAAUCGCUCUAUUAGAAUAUUAUGGUCAAGAGUAUCAAGCACAGAAGGACACAAGUUUUCUUUGUGCCUAAACUAAUGUGCAUUUGAACCAUUGUAGGAGCCAUUUUGGGGGUUGUUAUCUUAUGGCUGCCGCUAGGGGUCACCUUAUGUGUUUUUUGUUUUUUUUUCCUAGUAUGAUGACUCUAUUUAAGGUAGACACACGUUAACGCUAACGCCAGGUGUUGUCAUUCAGGAGGAGCAAGCAAGCAGUUUGUGAACGCUGCGCUGUUAUGAUAUGGUGUGGAUAAAGAGAACUGUUAACAACAAAUGCAACUGAUGGAAGUGGAAUAAAGAUUCGAACAAACAAGAUAAGUACGGCUGGAGUUAUUGGAUUGUAACAAGAGUAACAAAUUCAUUCAUACCAGUGGCAUCGUGUCACCCCCGCUAACGAACACCUCCGUGGCUUCAAGCGUAGGCUUACCCUCUACAACCAUUAUUAUUCUGCAGACUGUGCUGUCAGACAAGAAAUCUAUAUAUUGUUCUGGUAUGCAGUUAAAAAUCAGCAACCAAAGUUACUGGAGAGGGAUUGGAUGAAUUGUGUGGGCCAGUUCCAAUUUCUGCACCAAACUGUUCCCUCUAUCUUUAUAGAGCUUUGAGCUGAGGGGUUGUCGUGUCGUGUUCCAUUUAUAUAGCCAAAUGUCAAAUUUUUACUAUAUGUUCUUGUUAUCUAUGUCAAUCAAAAUCCAAAAUGGUGACACAAAAUUGGAAGAUCACUGCUGUCUAAAACAUCAAGACUAUCCACAAAAGAGGCACAGACAUGAAGUAUCUUGUUCCAUAAUGCUUAUCAACUGUUUGUUGUCUGAGAUUAGAAUGUCAUUGUCAUUUAGACAGACUGCAUCAUCCCAGGGCUUCUCUCUUCUUCAGUUUCAUGGAAAUGCUCUGCUAUGAUCACCUCCUGCCUUCUCUCAUCAAUUAUCCAUCACAGCUACAGUUCACUGACCUGUCACACUGCCAGUAUGGCUCCAUGUGUACUUAUAUUUUCUUGACAUGAAGCAAGUCCCCACGAGGAUGAACUUGUGAGGUUUAGGAUUAUGAUAAGGUUUGAAUAAGUACUGGUUAUGAUAAUGGGAAUUUUCCAUGAAAUUAAUAUGCCAAUGUAAAUGUGCAUCUCUGAAGUGAUGGAAACACACCGUAUGAGGCACCUUGCCCUGUAUUUGCUCUCUGCUGUGCUUUAAUAAACCUGCUUUCAUGUUC
This is a messenger RNA of Oreochromis aureus, 3758 nucleotides long. Its product is annotated as galectin-related protein-like. The transcript has 6 exons. Gene Ontology annotation, molecular function: carbohydrate binding. The record is from RefSeq and is a predicted model, not a curated record. Bases 526 to 1116 code for a protein of 196 amino acids. NCBI's taxonomy places the organism in Eukaryota, Metazoa, Chordata, Actinopteri, Cichliformes, Cichlidae.